Spea bombifrons (plains spadefoot toad) is the source of this 2372-nucleotide messenger RNA. RefSeq names its product taspase 1 (gene TASP1). The coding region runs from base 264 to 1526 and encodes 420 amino acids. The transcript is spliced from 15 exons. Gene Ontology annotation, biological process: protein maturation. Gene Ontology annotation, molecular function: threonine-type endopeptidase activity. Lineage: Eukaryota; Metazoa; Chordata; Amphibia; Anura; Pelobatidae. The record is from RefSeq and is a predicted model, not a curated record.
GCCGGCUUCCCGUGAGUGUGUUUUACCGUCCCACCCUGCCAAUGUCCGUCUUUACGUUCACGUCUGGCACUUCCGCCCGCUCUCGGGGUGUCUGGUGCAGUGCGGCGUUCCAGGCUGCUAGUGAUGAAGAAUGAAACAAACGUUAUUUAUUCACAGAGUGGAGGUGUCCUAGAAAACAAGUAAAACAUGUGCGCAGCCAGAAAAUCCGACUCCUGGGUAUCAUCAUGCGUUUCCCAGGAGUUCUGUGAUAACUGACAAUCACCAUGGAGAAGGCUUUCAAUUCAUCAGAAACUUUGCCUUCUAAAUCAUCUCAGGUUGGAAGCAGAAAGGAGACCGAAUCAGCCAAAGAACUGGAAUCCAACAAAACCCAGGGCCAGAAACGGGUGGGCUUUGUGCUGGUGCACGCAGGUGCCGGUUACCACUCGGAGUCAAAAGCAAAGGAAUACAAACAUGUAUGCAAACGAGCGUGCAAAAAGGCAAUAGAAAAACUGCAGGCUGGGGAUCUUGCUACAGAUGCAGUGACUGCAGCUCUAGUUGAGCUAGAGGAUUCUCCUUUCACAAAUGCAGGAAUGGGGUCAAACUUAAAUCUUUUGGGUAAAAUAGAAUGUGACGCCAGCAUAAUGGACGGCAGAUCUUUAAGCUUUGGAGCAGUGGGGUCACUGAGUGGAAUCAAAAAUCCAGUGUUGGCGGCAAACAAGUUGCUCUGUGAAGGACAGAAAGGAAAGCUCUCAGCGGGCAGAAUUCCUCCCUGCUUCCUAGUUGGAGAUGGCGCAUUUAAAUGGGCUGUGGAUCACGGAAUACCUACCUGUCCUCAAAAUAUCAUGGCUACAAAAUUAAGCCUUGCUGCUUUUAAGCGCAAUAAAAGAAAACUGGAGCUGGCCGAGAAGGUGGAAACGGAUUUCAUUCAGCUGAAAAAGAGGAGACAAUCAAGUGAAAAGGAGAAUGACUCAGGAUCUUUGGACACUGUUGGAGCCAUUGUUGUUGACCAAGAUGGGAAUGUAGCUGCUGCUGUCUCCAGUGGUGGAUUAGCCAUGAAGCAUCCAGGAAGAGUUGGCCAGGCUGCUCUUUAUGGAUGUGGCUGCUGGGCUGAGAACACUGGAGUUCACAAUCCUUAUUCUACAGCUGUGAGUACUUCAGGCUGUGGAGAGCACCUUGUGCGGACCAUAUUGGCCAGAGAAUGUUCACUUGCUUUGCAGGCUGAAGAUGCUCAUCAGGCUUUGCUGGAGUCUAUGCAAAACAAGUUUAUUGGCUCGCCCUUCCUGGCUAACGAGGAUAACAUUCUUGGUGGAGUAAUUGUGCUUCGAUCAUGCAGGUGUUCCUCAAAAUUGGACUCUACAAAUGAUAAACAAGCCCUACUAGUGGAAUUCCUGUGGAGCCAUACAACAGAGAGCAUGUGUGUGGGUUACAUGUCUGCACAGGAUGGCAAAGCUAAGACACACAUUUCCAGGUUACCCCCGGGGGCAGUGGCGGGACAGUCAGUAGCAAUAGAAGGUGGAGUAUGCAGACUCGAGAGCUCCGUCAGCUAAAAACAAAGCUGUCCUGAUUUUCAGCUCAAUCUUCCAGGCUAAUAAUCAAUCGACACAGGAAAGUCUUUCGCUUCAGCAGGCUUUAAACAUUUUAAUAACGUAAAUGCACUAAAUACACAGCAUGCCAGUUGUAUGACCUGUGCUGUAUUGUGAUGGUUUCAUUCUAAUAUUCUUACCUACAAAACCCUACCACGGUAAUUUGUCAGUAACUAACGGAUUCUAGUGUAAAUGGAACCUUACCCUUAUUCUCCUUUCUUUUCCCUUCACAUUAUAGUGCCUGCUUUAUAUUUUACAACUUGUGGAUGAUGUUUUUCCUGAAAUCAUACUCAUUUAUGGCAUAUCCUAAUUUUUAUUUGGCUUUUUGUUUGUGAAAAGAUAGCCUGUGGUGUAAUUGUGUAUUUCAAGAUGUAUAAAUUAAAAUUCAAAAAAUAUAAUUUUUGCAUGACCUGAAACCCCUCAUAAUCUGAUAUUAUAUGUUAAUAAAUUAUGGUUUGUUUUAAUUUUUUUUACUUCCUUUUGCUGUAUUGUUAUAUAAAAAAAGAUGGCAGCAUUUUUGUUUUCAGUGGAAUAGAAAAAUAAUUCAAUACAUAGUUCAAAUAUAUAAUCCGUAUAUACCGAUGUUGGUCUUCCAAGAAAACUAUUUAUCUUGUAUCAAAACAUGUAUCGUACAGAUCACUCCUGUUAUAUUCAUGGUGGUUUUCUUUGAAAGAGGAAAUCAGUACUGUAGUAUGACUACACAAAGUAUAUUAAAGUUUAUGUAGCAUAAAGUGAAUCUAAGCAUUAUGUUCUUUGUCUAAAUCUAUUUUUUUAAAAUUGCAAAUAAAGCAAACUAUUAUUACACACUAA